AUGCCAAAUACGACACCAUUACGACACCCCAGGAACAACAUCGUAGAAGACCGCGCCUUCAACACCAGAGCGAAGCUGGAUGCCUUUGCUGGGCGAGAUGUGGUGAAGGGCGUGGAGUAUGUGGACGUCCCGGACAACACACGCGAAAGUGCCAUGCAGGGUGGCAACGGGGCAGAAGAUCCCUUGCGCACUGUGGUGGUGAACUUCAAAGGUGCUGUGCAGAAGAUCUUCAUCACUGCCUUGCAGUUUGAAACUGCAGCUGAUGGAGACGUUUGGAGGGGUCUUGCCAGCACCAGAACGCUCUUUGCGGCGCCUGGAGCUGGAUACAAUCCCCUCACUGUGGAUGAGGAAGUCGUCACCGCGCUCAAGAGGUCCGCGGGCAGCGUCACGGGACGGCUGCGGCUGCUGGGCUUUUUGCACGGCACUUAG
Messenger RNA from Cladocopium goreaui, 429 nucleotides. The record is from the annotation of a GenBank genome assembly. Lineage: Eukaryota; Dinophyceae; Suessiales; Symbiodiniaceae.